AUUGUUUACAAGUAUAGAGGAAUGGAAUAUAGGGGAAAUAAGGUCAUAUGGGAGGCGGUGUAUCUUACAUGAGUUUUAUUGACAUUUUAGAAGGAAAACGUGCAACAUAACUGAGGGGAUGUCAUAUUUAGACAUGGAUCUUCUGUCUUUUCAAUUGUCCUUGCUGUCUGCCUGGAGCACUACUGUUCUAGGGCUCGCUGUCCUGGCACUAGGUCUGCUAAUGCACUGGGUGAAGAACAAAAGAAGAAGUAACUACCCGCCAGAACCCUUCCCUCUACCUCUGGUUGGAAACAUGUUUCUUCUGGAUUUCAAAAACUUUCCUGAAAGUUUAGCAAAGUUGAGGACACGUUAUGGAGACGUGUUCAGCCUGAAGUUAUUCUUUGAGGACACGGUUGUAUUGAACGGAUAUAACGCUAUAAAAGAGGGACUGGUUACAAAAUCAGAGGACACUGCUGACCGACCCUCUAUACCUAUGUUUGAACAUCUUGGACUUCAUAAUGGCAUCGCAUUCACAAGAUAUGGUCAGCAUUGGAAAGAGCAAAGGCGAUUUGCCCUUUCAACUUUAAGGAACUUUGGCAUGGGAAAGAAAUCUAUGGAAGAGCGUGUACGGGAGGAGGCUGGCUACCUCUGCUCAGCCUUUCAGGAUGAAGAAGGAUGUCCCUUUGAUCCAUUUAUGGUACUAAAUAAUGCAGUCAGCAACGUCAUCUGUUCCAUUAUUUUCGGUGAACGAUUCGAUUACACUGACUCAUCAUUUCAGAGGAUGAUUUGCCUGCUGAGAACUAUGUUUGAACUUGAAGCAGAACCCUUUACUCAGUUAUACAAACCUUUUCCUUGGCUCAUGAAGAUGCCUGGACCCCAUCAGAAGCUCUUCUCAAUUCAACGUACUUAUCUAGACUUCCUAGAAACAAUCAUCCAGAAACACAGACAGACUUGGGAUCCCGCCAUCAGGAGGGAUUUCAUUGAUGUAUUUUUUGAGGAAAUGGAAAAAACUAAAGAUAACCCCAGCAGCAGUUUCAGUGAGAAGACGCUUCUCAUCGUAAUGGCCGAUCUCUUUGUAGCUGGUACAGAUACAACAUCCAACACGUUACGCUGGUCCCUGUUAAUGAUGCUGCUCCACCCUCACAUCCAGGAAAAAGUUCAUGAAGAAAUAGACCGUGUGAUUGGCCGAGAUAAGUUGCCCACAACAGAAGAUGCAUCCAACAUGCCAUUUACCAACGCGGUCAUCUAUGAGGUGCAACGCUAUGGAAAUAUCUUGCCUAUGGCCCUGCUUCAUAUGACCUGCAGAGACACCAACAUCCAAGGCUUUGAUAUCCCCAAGGGUACCACAAUUAUACCCAACCUGACAUCCGUUUUAAAAGAUGAGACCAUUUGGAAGAAGCCUUAUCAGUUCUACCCUGAACAUUUCUUGGAUGCAGAGGGAAAGUUUGUAAAGAACGAAGCAUUCAUUCCAUUUUCAGCAGGCCGCCGUAUAUGUGUGGGAGAACAGCUGGCAAGAAUGGAUCUAUUCAUCUUCUUCACAUCCCUGCUGCAACGUUUUCAAUUCCACAUUCCAGAUGAUCAGCCACGUCCCCGGGAUGAUCCUGUAUUUACAUUCAACUUAAGCCCUCGGCCCUUCCAAGUCUGCGCUCGAGUUCGCUAACAUCAGCCAGAGGAAUAAUUACCCAUAUAUGUAGUUAUAAGUCUCCACAAACACCGAAUGUUCAUUAUGAAUAUCAAGCGUUCUGACCUCACAAAUUACAAUUUACACACAUCUUAUAUAUUUUUAUAAUACAGUAGAUACGUUUUUCUAUUUAAGUUUAGUACUCUAUACUGAAGAAAUAAUCACAGAAUGAGUACAACGUUUACCUAAGUUGUAAUACAUUUUUAUUCCU
Molecule: messenger RNA, 1871 nt
Organism: Pseudophryne corroboree (corroboree frog)
Lineage: Eukaryota; Metazoa; Chordata; Amphibia; Anura; Myobatrachidae
Product: cytochrome P450 2D20-like
Exons: 9
Coding region: 119-1639 (506 amino acids)
Biological process (GO): arachidonate metabolic process; xenobiotic metabolic process
Cellular component (GO): cytoplasm; intracellular membrane-bounded organelle
Molecular function (GO): heme binding; iron ion binding; oxidoreductase activity, acting on paired donors, with incorporation or reduction of molecular oxygen, reduced flavin or flavoprotein as one donor, and incorporation of one atom of oxygen
Source: RefSeq, a predicted model, not a curated record